Molecule: messenger RNA, 3909 nt
Organism: Rana temporaria (common frog)
Lineage: Eukaryota; Metazoa; Chordata; Amphibia; Anura; Ranidae
Gene: HEATR6
Product: HEAT repeat containing 6
Exons: 20
Coding region: 13-3624 (1203 amino acids)
Source: RefSeq, a predicted model, not a curated record
UAUCUGCGCAGGAUGAUGACGUACGCAGCGUUCUCGGAAGUGACAGUUGGUUGCCCUGACAACGGCCUGCCCUUCAGAAAGAUGGCUGCUCAGGAAGGAGCAUUGGCAGGGAUGUCUCAUGGCAGACGGGUGCAGGUAACACCGGCCGUUUUAUUCCAUUCGUCCUUACCGCCCGCCGGAGACCUGGAGGCUUACAGUCAGCAGAGUGAGGUCAGGGACUUCCACCGACACAAGGGGAAGAUGUACAGCUUGGAGCCCGCAGAUACCGAGAGCUUCCGAACCGAACUCAACCUUCUGCUGGAUCUACUCAUCUCCCAGGACUACAGCAAGGGAUCCCCGGGCAUCGGAGAGGAGGAGGUUUGUGCCUUACUAGUUCAAGCUUGUCAUCUUGUCCAGCUCAACCAAGAACAUCUUGUCAGCAAAGUUUGCCAACUUAUACACUAUCUGCUUAACAGACUGCAGGUAAUUGUUGAUGAGCAGAAUUUGGAUUUUCUCCUUGGAUUCUCAGUUUCUGCUUUGAAACAAUGUAGCUCCUGGACCCAUGUGGAAAUAUUGCACGCCUUGGCAGCUUUAGUUUACAGCAAUGGACAUAAAUGCCAGAAGUAUCUUCCAUAUUUGUUGGGCCCAAAUGGAAUACUUGUACAAUUUAGUGAUACCAGCAAAACGGACCCAGAGUUACUGAGGGCUGCAGUUCACUGCAUGGCCAAUCUAUGCCUCUGCGUUCCUGCACAGCCUUACCUGGAGGAACCAUACAGAAUGACGUGUUUUAAAAUAUUUCUUGCCGUCCUCCAGAGCCCAAAACUUAACAUUGUUGAUGAGAUAGCAAAUUGCACAUUAUUACAGAAUUCUUUGAAAGGCAUACAGUCUAUAUUAAAUGGUAGCAAAAUGUCACUGAAGGAAACUGAACAACUUGGAUCAUUGCUUGCUGUGCUUAAGAAAUAUAUGCUGCAUGGACUUCCUGGAUUCAAUAUAGCAAUGCCUUCAAUUAUUUAUCCCACUCCCUUGCCUCAGUAUGAUGGCAUUUCACCUUUGAAACCUGAGCAAAGUGAGAGAACCCCAUGUCGACCAGCUUGGAACAAGAAGAAGAAAUCCAGGGCUAAACAAAGAAAAGGCCAACAGGAGAGUGAGAAGAAGGAUGGAACAGAAAGCGAUUCCGGAGAUGGACUCACUGCUGCUGUUGACAGAUUGAAACUAAAUGCAGCAGAUGCAACCUACAAUCACUACUUACCUCCUCAGAAAUCGCCAAUCAAAAUUACUGGAAAGGAUCCACCAUACUCACCGUCUUUAAGAUUUAAAAAACUGAACAGCAGCGAUUCUGAUUUUUCAGAUGCAGAAGGUGGCUUACAAAGCAAAAUAAGGUCUUUCCAAGCUAAAGUUCGUCAAGGGGCAAUAUCCUGCUUUCUAUCUACAAUAAAGUCCAUUGAAAAGAAAGUUCUUUAUGGCUAUUGGUCAGCCUUUGUUCCAGAUAUUCCUGGUUUAGGAAGUCCACAAUCUGUGUCUCUCAUGACAGUUAUACUUAAAGACUAUUCUCCAAAGACUCGUGCUUGUGCACUCCAAGUCCUUUCUGCCAUAUUGGAUGGAUCAAAGCAGUUUCUUUCUGUUGCUGAUGAUGCAAGUGAAUAUAAACAAUCCUUUACUCCAUUUUCAGUCACCAUUGCCUCAAGUAUAAGGGAACUGCACAGAUGUUUGCUGCUAGCCAUGGUUGCUGAGUCUUCCGCACAAACACUCACUCAAAUAAUUAAGUGCCUUGCAAAUUUGGUAUCAAAUGCCCCUUACCAUCGACUAAAACCAGGUCUACUCACUAGAGUUUGGAACUAUAUUAAACCCUACAUCCGCAAUAAAGAUGUGAAUGUUCGAGUAUCGGGCCUUACAUUGUUGGGUGCUAUUGUGUCUGCUCAAGUACCGCUACCCGAGGUGCAGUUACUACUGCAGCAACCAGUUAUUUCAUUGCUAUCAAACUGUGGCCCUAGCAGCAUUACACGGCUCAGUGAUCCUGACUGGUGGAGAAAAGAGACCUUUCCAGAAUUAGAAGUAAGCUGUGAAACCAACCCUCAGCAUCCGCUGUCUGAGCCAUGCUGGCUAGUACGUCUGUGCAUAUCACUGGUGAUUAAUCCAAGGGAAGACUCCUAUUCUGACAGUGAUGUCAGCUCUGCCACUGCUGUCCAGUAUGAACCCUCUCCUGUCCGCUUGGAAGCUCUGCAGGUGUUGGCUCGUCUGGUGAAAGGAUAUUUCAAUAUGGCACAUAGCUAUCUCAUGGAGUUGGGAGAGGUUGCUUGCAAAUGUAUGCAGGAGAUGGAUACAUCAAUUCAGCUGCAUGGCUCAAAGCUUUUAGAGGAGCUGGGAACUGGGAUAGUCCAGCAGCAGAAAACGGAUUUGUUAAUCCCUGCUGAAAAGAAAGUGACUGUUAAUCAGGCUGUAGCAUUUUGGAACAUGAUUCUGAAUGGUCCUUUACCAGCAGCCUUGCAGAAUGAGCUACAUCCUACCCUUCAAACAACUGCUUGUGAUGCCUUGUCAUCUGUCUUACCAGAGGCAUUUACCAGGUUACCAGAUGACUGUCAGAUACUUUGUAUAACACUGUUGCUUGGCCUGAACCAUAGUGAGAAUCCACUAGUGAAGGCAGCAGCUGCACGAGCUCUCGGUGUGUAUAUCCUGUUCCCUUCUCUCCGGCAGGAUGUUAUGUUUGUAGCUGACUCCGCCAAUGCUAUUCUGAUGUCCCUUAAUGACAAGUCUCCAAAUGUUCGGGCAAAGGCAGCCUGGUCUUUGGGUAACCUUACAGACACAUUAAUUGUUAACAUGGAAAUGAUUGGACAAAGUUUUCAAGAAGAAUUUUCUGAUAUGCUGCUUCUUGAAAUGUUGAAGUCAGCAACCGAAGCUUCAAAAGACAAAGAUAAGGUUAAAAGUAAUGCCGUACGUGCUUUAGGAAAUCUGCUGCAUUUUUUGCAGCCAUAUCACAUUCUGAAGCCCAGGUUUGCUGAAAGUAUUGAGAGUGCAAUCCGAGCCCUUAUCUCUACAGUUCUUGGGGAGAGCACAAUGAAAGUGAAGUGGAAUGCUUGCUAUGCCUUGGGAAAUGUCUUCAAAAACACAGCUCUUCCACUUGGUAAAGCUGUGUGGACUGCAGAUGCCUAUCAUGCACUCACUACUGCUGUGAAAUCGUGCAAGAAUUUUAAAGUGCGGAUUAAAUCUGCAACAGCUCUCUCAACACCUUCCAGAAGAGAACAAUAUGGAACUAUUGAACAAUAUAGUGAAAUUUGGAACUCUUUAGUGACAGCCCUGGAGAAAAGUGAAGAGACAGAAGAUUUUCUGGAAUUCAAAUACUGUGCUAGCCUUCGUGCACAAAUAUGCCACGCUUUGAUACACAUGCUGUGCAUGGCAAGCUUAGGAGAUCUGCCAUGCAUUAGAAAGACUGUACAGCAGAAAGGGAGUGUGAUCAGGCAUUACCUAUUACAGUAUGUAAAAUUAGGAGUAGCUGAGAACGCAACAAACACUGACAGGGAAAAUGUAUUUCAGAGAGCAACAGAUCAUAUACGCAGUAUACAAGAGGACCCAUUGGGUAGAAAGGUGUUUGCUGAGGUUGCUUUCCUUGAGGACAUAUUACUAAGUUGUGAAAAAGAAAUGGAGGCUUGAAUUGAAUUUGCGAUUUUGCCCAUUAAGGACAAAGCAAUAGGUUCACAAUAAUAUAGCCACCCCCUUCCCCCACACGCACAUAUACUUGCCUUUCUUUCUCUCCUAGACCUCUCUGUUCAGCUGGAGAGCGAAGGAAAUCCAUAUGAAGGAGAGGAGUCAAAGGUCAAAUAUUGAUUCUCUAUUUGACAGUGUCCAUUAGCCAAGCACCAUUAUAUGAAGUGAGUCACAUCCUCCAUAUCCAGUAUUUCCUUCAUCUCCCCGUACUGCAACAAAAGAAUGGGGGGG